Lytechinus variegatus (green sea urchin) is the source of this 1850-nucleotide messenger RNA. Its product is annotated as histamine H1 receptor-like. Lineage: Eukaryota; Metazoa; Echinodermata; Echinoidea; Temnopleuroida; Toxopneustidae. Gene Ontology annotation, cellular component: membrane. The coding region runs from base 3 to 899 and encodes 298 amino acids. The transcript has a single exon. Gene Ontology annotation, biological process: adenylate cyclase-activating adrenergic receptor signaling pathway. The record is from RefSeq and is a predicted model, not a curated record. Gene Ontology annotation, molecular function: dopamine neurotransmitter receptor activity, coupled via Gi/Go; G protein-coupled receptor activity.
CCAUGGAAGAAACAACGAACAUCUCUCUUGGCCAUAAUGGCUGGUUCGAUGAUACGACUAUGCCAGCUUCUACACUAUGGCAUUUUCACCCAUCCCUUAAUUCCAUUAUUAUUUUCUGCGUCCAACUUUUGUUGUCCGUGAUGACCAUCGGCAUGAACCUGUUGAUUCUGAGGGCGUUUCACAUCGAUAAACGGUUGCGUACCUACUCCAACCAGUACAUCCUAAACAUCACCAUCUCUGAUCUCCUAGUGGGGUUUGUUAUGGCCAUUCGGUGCUCAAUUAUCCUGUACGACACAUGGAUCUUUGGGGAUGCCCUCGGAAUCAUAUUUAUUGGUGUCCAGAAUAUAGUUCUUGGAGUAUCAGUCCUGGGAAUUAUUGCUAUUUGCUUGGACCGUUACGUUGCGACACAUCACCCAAUUCGCCACUUCCAACGUAAGAAAAAUAGAGUAGCAUACAUGGUUAACGCCAUUAUCUGGAUGGUGUCAUUGGCCUUUUGGUUACCAAUUGCGGUGAUCUGGGACUUUGUCCAACCACCUCCAGCGGAGGAUGAAAAUUACCCCUUUGCUCCUAAUUACAGUAAAUACAUUUACUCUGCUGUGGCACUUGCAGUUUGUAGAUUGGCAAUUCCAUUUAUCAUCAUCGCAACCAUUUAUCUGAAGAUUUAUAUCCGAGUAAAAGGGUCGGGAAGCAAGUAUCUGUCAGAUAGAUUCGAGUUAAAGGCAAAAGAGGAAACAAGGGAAACAAGAGGAAAUACUGUUGCGACGAUACAAUUUUCACAAAGUGCAAAAACUGCAUGGCAGACUAUGAGGAUCACAAAAGUGCAAACGACAACGGAGUCGACGAUGCCAAAGAUAUAUACAGUCGGAAAGCUUCUUCAAGAAGACAACCUUUUACGUUAAAUGAUACCGCCGUUCUGCGACAAAACAAUGUCCACUCGAGUUCAGUUAAUCAACUAGAAAAAUCAGGCAACGCCACAUCAAUGCCAUCACGUUCAAAGGGCUUCUCCAGAAGCCAAAAAGAUCGCCUUUCCACUCGUGACAACCACAAGAUCAUGCGGACACUGACCUUCAUCACGGCUGCCUUUUUCAUUACUUGGCUACCCAACAGUAUUAACGUUAUCUAUAUCUAUGUGGCGUCCAACAAUGUGGUCUUUACUGAAAUUUCUCGCUGGGUGACUUACCUCAACAGCCUUAUUAACCCGAUCUCCUAUGCUUUGGCUCAGCCUAUUUUUCGUGAAAACAUUCUAAGGAUUCUGAAAUUUCGACGAUAACAAAGAAGACCAGCCACAUCAAAACCAACAAGAUCUCAAGAAAUGUUUUUUUUUAUAUCGCAAAAAUAAUGAAUUUGUCUUCAAAAAGCCAAAUUAGGAAAUUUUUACUUAUGGGUGUGAUUUUUCUUGUUCAUGCUGUUAAAAUUUAAAGUUAGAAAGUUGAAUAAAAGACAAGAUAUAGUGGAUUUUUUUGACACUAUAAUUUGCGAACUGCAUUGUCCACAUCUCACGCUUGAGAGAACCCGGAACGUCAAAACUUGUUUCAUCCUUCUUUUUGUAUUUGCUUUUUAAGAGAUAUCUAUUAGGUUGUUGAUCAAUUUUGACAAGUUAUUUUAAAGCUUAGGAUGUAUUUUUUUAAGCUAAGAAAUACUUUUCGAAAUUGUUGAUGUUGGUUUUGGGGGUGUCUGUUAUCCAAUUUUCUUUUCUUAUGCUUAAAUUAGAUGGCGUAUGAUGGGGAUGGGCUUCUUUAGCUAUAAACCCCUAUAUGUUAGCAACCACUGUAUAUUUGGUGACUGGUAGGCCUAUCGUGUUUUCGGAAAACCAUAAUCUUUAUCAUAAAUUUCCUUCGAGGAGAUAUCCA